AUGGAGCCCCCGCCGCCAUCCCCAUCCGUCUACCUCGACAUUCCUCCGUCGCCCUAUGGCGGCAGUGUCGGGGACCUGGUGCUCCCAUACAUCACUCGCAUUCUGAUGGAGGAGGACAUCGACGACAGGUUCUUCUACCAGUAUCCAGACCAUCUUCACCUCCUCCAGGCGCAGCAGCAAUUUGCCCAAAUUUUUGAUGAUGCCAAGAACUUACUGUCCGGCGAAGGCGGUGACAUGCAGGAGAUGCAUUCCGGUGUGUCUUUGAAGGGUAUUCGUGGAGGCAGCAUGUGCUUGGCUGACAAGGGCAUCCAGUGUUGGGCGUUCUCGGAUGGUGCUGAGGUGGACAAUAGUGGUGAUCAGAGCAAACUCAACCCCUCUAAUGAAGACAAAGACAUGCUUAACUUUGCAUUCUUGAAAGGCAUGGAGGAGGCCAACAAGUUCUUGCCUAGAGACAACGAACUGCAGGCUGAUGUCUUGAGCGUCGACCAAGCGAAAGAGACUUUUGGGCGAAGCAUUAGUGGUGGGGGACGGAAGGGUCGGUGUGAUGUGGACAAGCUGGAGGAAGUGGUGGGCAGGGCCAGCAAACUGAUGAUGCCGGAGCUGGAAGAGGAUGGCGCCCGCGAGAUGAUGGACAAAAUAAUGCUGAAUAGUUACGAACUAUGUGGGGAGACCAUGGAGAAGCUGCAAAUCACCAUGGAGAACAUGAGAGCUGAUAGCAAAAAUAAGAAGGCGGUGCGCGGGGGAAAGCAGGGAAAGAAAGAGGCGGUGGACCUGCGCGGGCUGUUGCUAUGCUGCGCACAGGAGGUGGCCACCGGCAACCGUCAUGGUGCGGCCAAUCUGCUGAAACAGAUCAGGCAACAUGCUUCGGCGACAGGAGAUGCGGCUCAGCGGCUGGCGCAUUGUUUCGGCAAGGGGCUUGAGGCCCGGUUGGCGGGCACUGGGAGCCAGGUGUACAAGUCACUCAUGGCGAAGCACACCUCGACCAUGGAGUUCCUCCAAGGUUACGAGCUGUUCAUGGCAGCCUGCUCCUUCAAAAGGGUGGCGUUCACAUUCUCCAGCAUGACCAUCUUCGAUGCUUUGGAAGGGAAGAGCAAGUUGCACAUUGUCGAUUAUGGCUUGCAUUAUGGGUGCCAGUGGCCGGGGCUGCUGGCUUGGCUGGCGACUAAGGAUGGCGGGCCACCGGAGGUGAGGAUCACCGGGAUUGACCUCCCGCAGCCCGGGUUCCGCCCGGCUAAGAGGCUCGAGGAGACAGGUCGGGCACUCAGCAACUGCGCCCUUCAGUUUGGCUUGCCGUUCAAGUUCCAUGGCAUCGUGGCCAAGUGGGAGACCAUCCGUGCCAAGGACCUCAACAUCGACCCUGACGAGGUUCUUGUGGUGAAUGACCUGUUCAAUUUCAACACCUUGAUGGACGAGAGCCUUGUUAUGGACAGACCCAGCCCCAGGGAUGUGGUCCUCAGCAACAUCCGGGAGAUGCAGCCGGAUGUGUUCAUCCAAGGUGUUGUGAAUGGUUCGAGCGGCCCAUUUUUCUUGGCACGGUUCCGGGAGGCGCUCUUCUUCUACUCAUCGGUGUUCGACAUGCUUGACGCCACCACGCCACCAGAGAGCUACCAGCGCCUCGUUCUCGAGCGGGACAUGUUCGGACAGUGUGCCCUGAAUACUAUCGCCUGCGAGAGUGCAGACCGGGUAGAGCGUCCUGAGACAUACAAACAGUGGCAGCUGAGAAACCAACGUGCAGGCCUCACACAGCUGCCACUGAAGCCGAUUAUCACUAAGGUGGCGACAGGCAAGGUCAAGAGCCUGUACCACAAGGAGUUUGUUGUGGAUGUGGAUCAGGGGUGGUUGCUGCAGGGCUGGAAGGGCCGCAUCCUAUAUGCUCACUCGGCGUGGGUGGCAGACCACACUAGCUCGGAUUAUUAG
This is a messenger RNA of Hordeum vulgare subsp. vulgare (domesticated barley), 1917 nucleotides long. RefSeq names its product scarecrow-like protein 9. Gene Ontology annotation, molecular function: sequence-specific DNA binding; DNA-binding transcription factor activity. Gene Ontology annotation, cellular component: nucleus. The record is from RefSeq and is a predicted model, not a curated record. The transcript has a single exon. Gene Ontology annotation, biological process: regulation of DNA-templated transcription. Bases 1 to 1917 code for a protein of 638 amino acids. NCBI's taxonomy places the organism in Eukaryota, Viridiplantae, Streptophyta, Magnoliopsida, Poales, Poaceae.